Messenger RNA from Echinococcus granulosus, 588 nucleotides. Its product is annotated as Proteasome subunit beta type-2. Gene Ontology annotation, cellular component: proteasome core complex. Gene Ontology annotation, biological process: proteasomal protein catabolic process. NCBI's taxonomy places the organism in Eukaryota, Metazoa, Platyhelminthes, Cestoda, Cyclophyllidea, Taeniidae. The transcript has a single exon. Bases 1 to 588 code for a protein of 195 amino acids. The record is from RefSeq and is a predicted model, not a curated record.
AUGGAGUACCUGAUAGGGAUUGCCUUUAACGACUUUGCGAUAAUAGCUGCGGAUGCACGAGUCAGUCGCUCAAUCAUUGCAUUGAAAGAUGAUGCUGACAAAAUGUUCAAACUAAGCAAGCAUUGCCUAAUGGCUGUUUGUGGUGAACAUGGUGAUACCGUACAAUUUGCAGAGUUCAUUCAGCAAAACAUGCAGCUGUAUGAAAUCAGAAACGGUUAUGAACUAAGGCCGUAUGCAGCGGCUAGCUUCACCAGGAGGAAUUUGGCUGAAGCUCUUCGCAGCAGAAAUCCCUACAACGUCAAUCUUCUUCUUGCUGGUUAUGAUCCUGAUGCCGGCCCUAAAAUCUACUACAUGGACUAUUUAGCCUCCAUGGUGGACGUACCGUACGCUGUGCAUGGUCACGGUGGUUUCGUGACUCUUGCAGUCUUGGACAGUCAAUAUGAUCCUGCCAUGAAAAUUGACCACGCUCUCAUUCUUCUCAAAAACUGUAUCAGUGAGCUUCAAAAGCGCUUUAUUGUUAAUUACAACCGCUUCAUUGUUCGAGUUGUGAAUAAGGAAGGUAUUGAAACCCUACCCGAUUUGUUUUAA